Salvelinus sp. IW2-2015 is the source of this 595-nucleotide messenger RNA. Its product is annotated as sodium channel protein type 4 subunit alpha-like. Gene Ontology annotation, cellular component: plasma membrane; voltage-gated sodium channel complex; axon. The annotation marks the transcript as partial. The record is from RefSeq and is a predicted model, not a curated record. Lineage: Eukaryota; Metazoa; Chordata; Actinopteri; Salmoniformes; Salmonidae. The transcript is spliced from 4 exons. Gene Ontology annotation, biological process: membrane depolarization during action potential; neuronal action potential; sodium ion transmembrane transport. Gene Ontology annotation, molecular function: voltage-gated sodium channel activity.
AUGUUUGUUAUUGAAUCACCAUUUUCCUUAACCACGUGCACAUUAUUCAGUCUGUUCAUAAUGUGCACUAUUUUGACCAACUGUUGCUUCAUGGCCAUGUCGGAACCAGAGUAUUGGGCCAAGUAUGUAGAGUACACUUUCACUGGCAUUUACACGUUUGAAUCGUUGAUAAAGAUUCUGGCGAGGGGAUUCUGUGUGGGGCCAUUUACCUUCCUGCGGGACCCUUGGAACUGGCUGGAUUUCAGUGUGAUUGUCAUGGCGUUGCUAACCGAGUCUGUUAAAGUAGGCAAUCUCCAAGCACUUCGAACAUUCAGGGUACUCAGAGCAUUGAAAACUAUUUCGGUAAUCCCAGGCCUGAAGACCAUCGUGGGUGCGCUGAUCCAGUCGGUGAAGAAGCUUGCGGACGUGAUGAUCCUGACCGUUUUCUGCCUCAGUGUGUUCGCCCUCAUCGGCCUGCAGCUCUUCAUGGGUAACCUGCGACAGAAGUGCGUACGCAGCACGGCGCACUGCGUCAACAACACCCUCAACACCAACACAACCUUUUUCUGCAACAACCGGACGUGGUCCUCACUCAAAGACUUUAUUGCAGACGAAG